GGUUACGCCGCGCUUUCUAAAAAGUGAUGUAACUUUUCAGUUCGUCCGAUCAAUUUAUUUAAGAUUCAACUAAUUGAAGCCUCGUCAAAAGUAACUUUCUCCUAUAAUUGAGACGAAUCUACUUAAGCUCAUCUUUUCUUUGUGCAGACUAUAUUUCUCCCCCUCCCCCCAAAAUAAUAUCCAACAUAGGUCGCAAGAAAAAACCUCGUCACCAAAAAGGGCGACACCCACGCCCGUGGUCUUCCAGGAAAAUGGGUCAAGAGGAAUCUCGCCUCGUCGACCCCGAUACACCACCGGACACACUCUCUGGCCGCAGUCUACGAGCUGUCGCCGACUACAUCAAUGAUGGCAAGGCAAAGCGCGUAGUUGUUAUGACCGGUGCCGGCAUUUCUACCGCAGCCGGAAUACCGGACUUCCGAUCCCCCAAGACGGGGCUCUACAACAACCUCUCUCGCUUCAAUCUCCCACACCCGGAGGCUGUUUUCGAGAUUGACUUCUUCCGUAAUCACCCGGAACCUUUCUACCUCCUUGCCAAGGAAUUGUAUCCAGGCAACUUCAGCCCGACGAUAUCGCACGCCUUCAUCGCACUACUAGCCCAGAAAAACCUCUUGCGCAUGCUCUUCACCCAGAAUAUCGACUGUCUCGAGCGCGCCGCGGGCGUACCAGGAGACAAGAUCAUCGAGGCGCACGGCAGCUUCGCAACGCAGCGAUGCAUCGAGUGCCGGACGUCGUUCCCCGACGGCAAGAUGCGUGAGUACGUCACACGCGGCGAGCCCCCGCAUUGUAUCCGUUCAGGGUGUAACGGACUCGUUAAGCCCGAUAUUGUAUUUUUCGGCGAACAGCUCCCCGAGUCGUUUUAUCAGAACAUCCCGGUCGCUGGACUCGCCGACUUAGUCCUUGUUAUGGGCACGAGCUUGCAGGUUCACCCUUUUGCUAGUCUUCCGCAACGCGCGGCAGAGGGCGUGCCUCGGGUGUUGUUUAACCUUGAACGUGUGGGUGAUCUUGGCACGCGCGCGGAUGAUGUUUUGGUUCUAGGAAGCUGUGAUUCUGGCGUUCGCAAGCUGGCGGAUGAAUUAGGUUGGCGGGGGGAGUUGGAGAGUAUGUGGCGAGGUAUGGUCGGUGAGAAAGAAGCGGAUCGACAAGUAUCAAACCCGCAGAUGGAGGGCGCUAUAAGAGAUGAGGUGGAGGAGUUGAUUGAGGAUGUGGAGGAUAAGUUGGACAUAUCCGAAGGCUCCGACGACGAACCCGAUGCUAACGUCGGCAAGCAGGAAAAGGGUCUCGCGGAGGAUGGCGCACCAGGCGGAUCGGAUUCUACGGCACGUGCAACUCAGACGGAUACUGCGAAUGCUGAUGCAUCGAAGCUCGUGGAUGAGAGUGUGGAAUCUCGAGCGCAGGAUACUGAGAAGCAGGAACAGGGAGCUUCGGCUCAGGAGGAAGGCCAGGAGGACAAGACAGAGGAGGUUGGAGAUUCUAGACCGCCGCUGAGCUACGAACCUGUGGGACCUACUGCGGAGAGGCCGGUCACAGAGGAAAACUAGAAUCGAGGUGACGAGUUGGCGCUAUAGACUUGGUCUAUUAGAGGGCGAGUAGAUUGGUGGUGAGGCGGCUUGUCUUUUCCGGUGUGGCUAUACAUCAUCUAUAUUUGGAGAAGCAUAUAGUAUAGAUGUCUCGGCGCGGAUGAUAUACCCAUUAUUGUUGAGUAUUUCUGAAGGAUGUAUUCAUGUUGUUCUGCGAACAUUGAGAAGAUUAGCCGCAAGGUAUGCAUUAGGCAUUUGUAAGGAGUAACAGAAAUUGAUUUUGAUUUAAAAUAUCUCUAGAUUUAGCUUUACGGUAUGGCAACAUCUGUCAGACAAGAUUAUUUUGUAUCUUCCGUGUUAAAUGUUACUAUUUUGACAAGUUCUGGAA
Hypoxylon trugodes is the source of this 1905-nucleotide messenger RNA. RefSeq names its product NAD-dependent deacetylase sirtuin-2. The transcript has 2 exons. Lineage: Eukaryota; Fungi; Ascomycota; Sordariomycetes; Xylariales; Hypoxylaceae. The coding region runs from base 252 to 1538 and encodes 428 amino acids. Gene Ontology annotation, molecular function: NAD+ binding. The record is from RefSeq and is a predicted model, not a curated record.